AUGGCAUCUGAUGGUCCAACGGCUUUUUCAGAGAACUCACCAGCGCAUCAAAAUGAACCUGGAAUGGGAUUCAUGAACUACGACUUCCCUCAACCAAGCCCAGAGGGUGGACAGGAUCUGACGGGACCCAACCAUUUUGACGAGCAGGCGUGGGCUCUGGCCCAUUUCGCAGGACUGGAUGCGAUGGACCUGCCGGGAAACCGAAGGACGUGA
This is a messenger RNA of Letharia columbiana, 213 nucleotides long. RefSeq lists its product as uncharacterized. The transcript has a single exon. The record is from RefSeq and is a predicted model, not a curated record. Lineage: Eukaryota; Fungi; Ascomycota; Lecanoromycetes; Lecanorales; Parmeliaceae. Bases 1 to 213 code for a protein of 70 amino acids.